Messenger RNA from Nilaparvata lugens (brown planthopper), 489 nucleotides. RefSeq lists its product as uncharacterized. The transcript is spliced from 2 exons. The record is from RefSeq and is a predicted model, not a curated record. The coding region runs from base 238 to 489 and encodes 83 amino acids. Lineage: Eukaryota; Metazoa; Arthropoda; Insecta; Hemiptera; Delphacidae.
CAGACGCGUGACUUGGUUCGUAUCGGUCAUCGGGCUGUUUCUUCUGACUCACGCACGCCAAGUCACGUCCUUCACGCGCCGAUUGAGCCUAACUCGGUAGGGAUGCCGCUCGGAGUUGCGAAAAUCACACUCUACAGGGUUAGCUCGUUUUUUCGGAUGAAUGUAAUUUGCUUCGCUUGAAAACAUCUAGACUGUGACAUUUUAUACGAACAACACGGCAAGAGGAUUUUUUAUGCAAUGCUGUCUGUCACAAACUUGAUCGUAACUGUUGUUUGUUCUAUUCUGCUAACCCUGGAUUUUGGUUGCAGCGCUCUGCCAUCCAGAGGUUUGAAAAAUAGACUCAGGGAGAGAGUUCACAUUGGCUCAUCCGAUCCACCAAACUUCUUAACAAAGGGACAAUCCUACAAAUCCGUUAUUGGAGACACAUUGGUUCUACCAUGCGAAGUGAAGAAUCUAGGUAAGUCUUUACUUUUCUAUUAUCUUCCGUGA